UAAAAUGAUGGAAUAUCAUUCAGAACAUCCUUAUAGUGCUUCUUGUGCUUAUUGUAAACACCACAAUGAACUCUUAAAUCCCUUUUAUAAUGAAAUAGACAAACAACAAGAAGAAGGCGUCUAUCGCUAUAAUUACUUGCUGAAUCUCAUGACAGCACCUGACAUGAGUGCUUAUUUAUCCAUUGUUCAUGAUGAGGACAGUAUGUGUACAUUGCCUAUCCAUCUACAAUGUCUAAUCAGUGAGGCAAAAGAAGAAAUCGUCCUAAGUACAGAUAAAAGGGCUCAGUUACGUCUAGAACGACUUCGCCGACAUCUCUGGCAGCGGUCUGGUGGUGAUUUGUCUAUUCUGAUGAUGAUUCUUAAAGAAAUCGUGACAGAUGAAGACGAGUUGGAAGACUUAUUACGACAAGAUUGAAUGCAUCAGUUUGCAUAUUUAUUUCAUGGA
Molecule: messenger RNA, 445 nt
Organism: Gilbertella persicaria
Lineage: Eukaryota; Fungi; Mucoromycota; Mucoromycetes; Mucorales; Choanephoraceae
Exons: 1
Coding region: 5-415 (136 amino acids)
Source: RefSeq, a predicted model, not a curated record